Cydia fagiglandana is the source of this 1611-nucleotide messenger RNA. It is a transcript of the gene Lsm11, whose product is annotated as U7 snRNA-associated Sm-like protein LSm11. The transcript has 4 exons. Lineage: Eukaryota; Metazoa; Arthropoda; Insecta; Lepidoptera; Tortricidae. Gene Ontology annotation, cellular component: U7 snRNP. The record is from RefSeq and is a predicted model, not a curated record. Gene Ontology annotation, biological process: mRNA 3'-end processing by stem-loop binding and cleavage. The coding region runs from base 64 to 876 and encodes 270 amino acids. Gene Ontology annotation, molecular function: U7 snRNA binding.
GAGACCGGCGGAGGUUUCUAUAUCUGUAGAAAACUGUAAAAACGUAUUUUCAAUAAGUGAAACAUGUUGGACAACAGUGAUACCGAGGGUAAUGAUCCCGAACCCACGCCGGGCACGAGUGGUUUGCAGAAUUUUAGUAAACUCGAAGUGAAAUCCGACGUGGAGGACGACGGUUCGACUUCAGACUCGGAAAUAAAUGCGUACAGUGUGAGAUUCAACCCAAUGAAGGCUUUAUACUCGGAUAAAAUCAUGCUACCAGUGCCCGACGCGCCGGUUUACGAGAAUUUACAGCAAUUCGAAGCGGCACUGUUGAAAAAUCAAGAAAUAUUAGCGGUCGGUAUGGGGCAGCAGGUUCAGGAGCGGGAGAAAAAGAAAUUGGAGCGUAAACAAGCAUACGAGAAAGCCCUGGAAGAGAAGAACAAGCAGCGUUUUGCGAAAUACGAAGUGACCGUCCGACGCGAGAGGAAACAGGGGCGGAACGUGCUGACCCGGGAGGAAACUGUCACGGGCCCUCUCUCCGCCCUCCGGAAUGCCAUGAAAAACAACAUGAGGGUCAAGGUGGUGACUCGAGGUCCGUCGGGGAUCCGCGGCGCCCUCCACGGGGACCUCACGGCCUUCGACAAGCACUGGAACCUUGUGCUCACCAACGUGCUCGAGGUGUACCGCAGGAAGGCUGUCAGGAAACUCAAGUACCCACCCGCGGGCGGACGUCCAGUACCCCAAGGGACAGCGGACAUGAUCUCCCCCCUACCUGAGGAGGUGGUAUCCUCGCAGGGACACAGGAUCUUCGAAUGUUCCCGUCACAUCCCCCAGCUGCUAGUGAGGGGCGAACACGUCGUUCUAAUAAAUGUGGUGGAUCAGUAUCGGACUAAAUAAGCGAUUUGUGGCAGGGAGAUAGGAUCAUCUUGUGUCCCGACAUAUUCCUAGUUGCUAGUGAGCGAACAUUUCGUUCUAAUAAAUGUGGUGGAUCAGUGUCGGACUAAAUAAGCGAUUUGUGGCAGGGAGAUAGGAUCAUCUUGAGUCCCGACAUAUUCCUAGUUGCUAGUGAACGAACAUGUCGUUCUAAUAAAUGUGGUGGAUCAGUAUCGGACAAAAUAAGCUAUGUGUCGCAGGCACAAAGGAUCUUCUUGUGUCCCGACACAGUUGCUAGUGAGCGAAUAUGUCCUUCUAUGUGGCGGGUCAGUAUCGGACAAAAUAAGUGAUGUCGCAGGGAUAAAGGACCUUUUUCUUUCUCGACACAUCCCCCAGUUGCUAGUGAGGGGUGUAAAUAGUAUAGACAGGAGUGUAGAUAAAAAGUAAAAACUACUUCCUAUAACUUCUUAAAUAACUUUGUUCAGCACAUUUUUUUCAGCGUACGCAAUAACGCUUAUAAGCGUUUUUAGCACCAUGAGUACAAAUUAACCCCGCGACGCCUUGGCAUUAAAUAAUUUCCCCUACAAAUUUCAUGGCUCUUUCACCAAACAAUUCAAUAUCUAAGUAUCAGGCCUCAGUUUCACCAAGUUGUCUUUAAUUGUCACACUGACACUGACAAUUUUCUGUAUAUUUUCAGGCCGAUAAGUAAGGACAGUGUGUAGCGUCAAUAUUACUUGGACUAUGAUAUAUGACUAGAGA